CUCAGCUCAGCAGUUUUGCCCCCGGGACAACAGUGAACUCCUGGAAGGGGCGGGACUGAAACUGGGCAACUGCUCUAACAAUUAGCGACCCCUUUCUCUCCCCACUUCCCGACUUCAGACCUUGACCUUGGGGCUCGGGGCGGGCAUGAAGCCCUCCUGGCUGCAGUGUCGGAAGGUCACGGGCGCGGGGGGUCUCGGGGCUCCCCUGCAGGGCUCGGCAGCGGCUCGGGGAGCGGCUCCAGCCCGCCGGGCAUACCUGGCCCCCCCGCCCCGGAGUAGUCUCGGCAUAAGUGGGGGCUGCCGCUCCCUGUCGUCGGGCAGCAGCACCGGUGGUGGUGCAGCCAGCGAGUAUAAGACGCACUUCGCGGCCUCGGUGUCCGACCCCGAGAGGUUCUGGGGGAAAGCAGCGGAGCAGAUCAGCUGGUACAAGCCCUGGACCAAAACGCUGGAGAACAGCCACCCACCAGCCACAAGUUGGUUUGUGGAAGGAAUGCUUAAUAUUUGUUACAAUGCUAUAGACCGCCAUAUUGAAAAUGGACAAGGAGACAAGAUUGCCAUCAUCUAUGAUAGCCCUGUCACAAACACAAAAGCCACUAUUACCUAUAAGGAAGUUUUGGAUCAGGUCUCCAAGCUGGCUGGUGUCUUGGCGAAGCACGGUGUGCAGAAGGGGGAUACCGUAGUGAUCUAUAUGCCUAUGAUACCUCAGGCAAUGUACACCAUGCUGGCUUGUGCGAGAAUAGGAGCCAUUCACAGUCUCAUCUUUGGGGGCUUUGCCUCCAAGGAGCUCAGCACCCGUAUUGAUCAUGCAAAGCCCAAAGUGGUUGUAACAGCAUCCUUUGGAAUAGAGCCUGAGAGGAGAGUAGAAUAUAUACCACUUUUAGAAGAAGCCCUGAAGAUAGGAGAGCACCAGCCUGGCAGAGUUCUCAUUUAUAAUCGACCUAAUAUGGAAACUGUCCCUCUGUCUCCAGGUCGUGAUCUCGACUGGGAUGAAGAGAUGGCAAAAGCCCAGUCACAUGACUGUGUCCCUGUUCUCUCAGAACAUCCUCUUUAUAUUCUCUACACGUCAGGAACAACUGGAUUACCUAAGGGUGUGGUAAGACCUACUGGGGGAUAUGCAGUAAUGCUGAACUGGACUAUGUCUUCUGUAUAUGGAAUGAAACCAGGAGAGGUUUGGUGGGCAGCUUCUGACCUAGGAUGGGUCGUUGGGCAUUCCUAUAUUUGCUAUGGACCUCUCUUGCAUGGGAACACAACUGUUUUGUAUGAGGGGAAGCCUGUGGGAACGCCAGAUGCCGGGGCUUACUUCCGUGUGCUCUCUGAGCAUGGAGUGGUGGCCUUGUUUACAGCACCGACUGCAAUUAGAGCCAUCCGUCAACAGGACCCUGGGGCAGCCCUGGGGAAGCAGUACUCUUUGACAAGGUUCAAAACUUUAUUUGUGGCUGGUGAACACUGUGAUGUGGAGACACUGGAGUGGUCUAAAAAUGUUUUCAGAGUACCUGUCUUGGACCACUGGUGGCAAACAGAGACUGGCUCCCCAAUUACAGCCUCAUGUAUUGGUUUAGGAAAUUCAAAAACACCUCCUCCAGGACAAGCGGGAAAAUCUGUGCCAGGAUACAAUGUUAUGAUAUUAGAUGACAACAUGCAAAAACUGAAGACCCGCACCUUGGGAAAUAUUGUGGUCAAGUUGCCUCUGCCACCUGGAUCAUUUUCAGGACUCUGGAAAAAUCAGGAAGCCUUCAAGCAUUUGUAUUUUGAAAAGUUUCCUGGUUAUUAUGAUACCAUGGAUGCUGGUUACAUGGAUGAAGAUGGCUAUUUGUAUGUUAUGUCUAGAGUUGAUGAUGUAAUCAAUGUGGCAGGUCACAGAAUUUCAGCAGGUGCCAUUGAAGAGUCGGUCCUUUCCCAUGGUACGGUAGCUGACUGUGCUGUCGUUGGCAAGGAGGAUCCUUUAAAAGGCCAUGUCCCAUUAGCGCUUUGCGUACUAAGGAAAGAAGUAAAUGCUACAGAGGAGAAAGUUUUGGAAGAAAUCGUAAAGCACGUGAGACACACCAUCGGCCCAGUGGCAGCUUUCCGACAUGCAGUGUUUGUUAAGCAGCUACCCAAGACCCGCUCUGGCAAGAUACCCCGGUCAGCUCUGUCUGCGCUUGUCAAUGGAAAGCCUUAUAAGAUAACUCCCACAAUUGAGGAUCCUCGUGUCUUUAGCCAUAUAGAAGAAAUACUGAAACAGACUUCAUGACCUUUUUUCCUCUGCAAAAAUUCGCAUAACAGUGGAGAAGAAAAGUCACUUUGGAACACAGAAAUAGGUGGAGAAUUGGAGGAUCUCUGUAGUCACUAAGCAAAGUAUUUGGGAAAUAGAGGUUAAUGAUGUAGUUGACUGGAAGAUCCUUAAUUGAUAGUAGCCUUUGGCUACUGGUUAUUUCUUAGGUCUUAGUAUUUUUUUUGUCUUUUCAUGUUUUUUUAAUGCAUUUGUGGCUUUGUUUUAAAUAAUUAUACUAACUUCUAGUACGAGCCUAAUGAAAUAGCUGUCAGAACUGAAAGGGACAUCAGAGAUCAUCUUGCCAUCCUCCCACCUCCCCCUUCUCUAAUUUUAGAUGAAGAAACUGAAGCCAAAUGUAACUUUAACCCUUCUUUCUGCCUUAUCUUCAAAUUUAACCACCCCCAUCCCUAAGAAGCUGGAAUUGUUGGGAGUUUGGCACAGGAAUAGAAGUGGAGGACUUAUUUUAUGUGACAAAUUAACCGUAGAAAGAGUAGGACAAUCAAGAUGGCAUGGAAUUAGAUUAUUGCUUAAAGGAUAUUAUAAGGAGAUUUAAAGCUGGAUGAGACCUCAGAGACCUCGUCCCUUUACUCAUUUUAUUGAUGAGGCAACUGAGUCCACAGAAGAUAGGUGACUUGCCCAACGUCCCACAGAGAAGAGUGUCAGAAAUGUGACUUGAACCCAAAUCUUUGGCCUCAUGAAGCAAUGCCCUGUACCAUGGUGCUUCCAAUUAUGCUAAAAGUAAAAUGGACCAAGUGAGACUUCAUCAGUAAGUUCAUUCACACUGACCUAGAACGGAUAAGAUAAUGGAGUUUUCCAAUGAACUGAAAUUUCUGAUAAACCCAAUUUUGAACAAACUAGUAAGCCCUGAAAUAUAGUUACUCCCCAUAAAGUGUGUGUAGUAAACUGUAUUGUGUAUAAUUACAUUGUGGAGGAUUCACAAGGUACUUCAGGACCUUUCAGUACCUCUGGCUCAGGAGAAUGAAUUAUGACCUAUGUACAAUGCUGUAGUUUUAUUAAAAAAAAAAACAACAUAGCAGGGAUUUAGACUCCUAAUGCUUUAGAAUUGGCUAUUUGAAUAAAUAUGUCAGCUUAUUUACUUGUCUUUUAUAUCUCUUAAAAUUAGUGUGUACCGCGCAAAGGGAAAAAUAUGGACUUUAAGCUUUCAGAUUGUAGGGAAAAUGCAGAGUUACUAUGUAAGAAGCACUUAGUUUAAAUUUUCUCCAUUAACAGAUGCAAAGAGGAAUAAUGUGGUUUGCCAGUUUUUCAAUUGAUUCAAUGUAUAGGAAAUUAUAUUAGCUUACCUUGGAAUUUUAAAGGAAGAAGCUUUUUUUUUUUUUGGCCAUUUCAUGUAAUUAUUUCAGCUGUAAGUCCCAACAGAUUUAAAAGUCAAUAAUGUCUUUAAAGUCAAUAAUGUCUUUAUGUCUGGGGGAAAAAAGUUAUCUUGUGUCCUUUUUUUUUUUCCUUAAUGUAGUUACAUUGAUUAAAAUGGAGAAUUCUAUUGGAGAUUCAAUUUCUCCAUGCAAGCACCCAGCUUCCAUCUGGUGAAUAGUCACAGCAAGACAGAGAGGAUGAGCAGACCAAUGAUAAUAUAAAGGUACAUUGGCAAAGUUUCAUUUAGUACUUAAAGAUGGAGGGGCCCUUUGGCUGCAGAUUCUAGUGAUGACUCAAAUCAGAGGGAUUGAAAAAUGUUAUAUCGUACUUGGGGGAGGGUGAAGAUCUAUUUUAUAAGAGCAAGAUUGAGAAGCUUUGCAUUGUUCAUUACUGUUGAAGGAAGUGUCCCCAUCAGUCAGACCCCCAAGUCCAUUGAAAUAUAUAUAGCCAUCCCUUCCACAUUGCUGGGGUUAGGGAUACCCUUGUCAUAUGGAAAAUCUGCGUAAAUGUUUUUGGCCAUCCCUUCCUACCAGAGCAGAAAUCUGAACUUUGUCUUUUAUGGUAUGUUUACAGAAUUAAAGGAUAAAUAUAUAUUAUUAUACAAUACUCUA
Molecule: messenger RNA, 4233 nt
Organism: Dromiciops gliroides (monito del monte)
Lineage: Eukaryota; Metazoa; Chordata; Mammalia; Microbiotheria; Microbiotheriidae
Gene: ACSS3
Product: acyl-CoA synthetase short chain family member 3
Exons: 16
Coding region: 146-2230 (694 amino acids)
Source: RefSeq, a predicted model, not a curated record